Acomys russatus (golden spiny mouse) is the source of this 2944-nucleotide messenger RNA. It is a transcript of the gene Eps8l2, whose product is annotated as EPS8 like 2. NCBI's taxonomy places the organism in Eukaryota, Metazoa, Chordata, Mammalia, Rodentia, Muridae. The transcript is spliced from 20 exons. The record is from RefSeq and is a predicted model, not a curated record. Gene Ontology annotation, molecular function: actin binding. Gene Ontology annotation, cellular component: vesicle; ruffle membrane; plasma membrane. Gene Ontology annotation, biological process: Rho protein signal transduction; positive regulation of ruffle assembly; regulation of Rho protein signal transduction.
AAGCUGUCCUCUCUCCUCAGAGUGCUCCCUGCCCAACCCCUCCAUCAGAGCCUCCCUGACAGCUUCUGGGAGCAGAGAACCAAGAGUCUGGGACCAGUUGGAUCUCCGUUGCCACCAGCAAUAGCAUGGGUCUGGAGGGCUCUGCUUCCCGGGAAUCCCCUGAGGAGUCGGGCCAGGCCCUGAGGCUUCUAGGCCCUUUAGCAGAAAUGAGACAGGAGACCCAGGCCUAGGUUGGCCAGGAGAACGUGUCAGCUGGGCUUCUCUGUCCUUAGGUGGAGGCCAGGCACUGGGCCCUAGACUCCAACCAGACUAAGGCUUGCCUUCCUCGACGCUGGCUGCCACUGGGAACGCCAUGAGCCAGUCGGGGUCCAUGAGCUGCUGCCCAGGAGCUGCCAACGGCAGUCUGGGCCGGUCUUAUGGUAUGCCCAAGAUGAGCGCAAAGGACCUGUUUGAGCAGAGGAAGAAAUACUCCAACUCCAACGUCAUCAUGCAUGAGACUUCACAGUACCACGUCCAGCACCUGGCCACAUUCAUCAUGGACAAGAGUGAGGCUAUUGCCUCAGUGGAUGAUGCCAUCCGGAAGCUGGUACAGCUGAGCUCCAAAGAGAAGGUCUGGGCCCAGGAAGUGCUGCUGCAGGUGAAUGACAAGUCACUGCGACUGCUGGACGUUGAGACUCAGGAAGAACUGGAGAACUUCCCCCUGCCCACUGUGCAGCACAGCCAGACAGUGCUAAACCAGUUGCGCUACCCCUCCGUGCUGCUGCUGGUGUGCCAGGACUCCGACCAGAGCAAGCCCGACAUCCACUUCUUUCACUGUGAUGAGGUGGAGGCGGAACUGGUACAGGAAGACAUUGAGAGCGCCCUGGCUGACCACCGGCUGGGAAAGAAGAUGCGGCCACAGACCCUAAAGGGACACCAGGAAAAGAUCCGUCAGAGGCAGUCUAUCUUGCCCCCUCCACAAAGCCCAGCCCACAUCCCCUUCCAACGACAGGCCGGAGAUUCCCCUCAGGCCAAGAACCGUGUGGGCCUGCCAUUGCCAGUGCCAUUCAGUGAGCCAGGUUAUCGCCGCAGGGAAUCCCAGGAUGAGGAGCCACGGGCUGUGCUAGCUCAGAGAAUAGAAAAGGAAACGCAAAUCCUCAACUCCGCCCUGGAUGACAUUGAGUGGUUCGUGGCUCGGCUGCAGAAGGCAGCUGAGGCGUUCAAGCAGUUGAAUCAGCGGAAAAGGGGGAAGAAGAAGAACAAGAAGGGGCCAGCAGAGGGUGUCCUCACACUUCGAGCACGACCCCCCUCAGAAGGCGAGUUCGUGGACUGUUUCCAGAAAACCAAGCUAGCCAUCAACCUCCUGGCAAAGCUACAGAAACACAUCCAAAACCCUAGUGCAGCCGAGCUGGUGCACUUCCUCUUCGGGCCUCUGGAUCUGAUCAUCAACACCUGUGGUGGCCCAGACAUUGCACGCUCUGUCUCCAGCCCUUUGCUGUCCACUGAUGCUGUGAGCUUUCUGCGUGGUCACCUGGUGCCCAAAGAGAUGACACUGUGGGAAUCACUGGGGGAGACCUGGAUGAGGCCUCGGUAUGGAGAAGGGGAAAGAUCUGAACUAAGAUGGAGGUCCCUGGUGGGUUGGUCCCUGCAGGGCAUGUUACUGACCUUUUGGACUGCCAACCACAGCUCUGAGUGGCCCCGGGAGCCACAGGUGCCACUCUAUGUGCCCAAGUUCCAGAGCGGCUGGGAACCACCCCUGGAUGUCCUACAGGAGGCUCCCUGGGAAGUAGAGGGCCUGGCAUCUGUGCCCAGUGACCAGUUGACCCCCAUGAGCCGACUGUCCAUCCGAAACUCUCUGAAGCACAACCUCUCUUCUGAGUCCCCAGCCCCAGAGGACAUUGCACCACCAGGCAGCUCCCCACAUAGUAACAGGGGCUACCAGCCAACACCAGCCAUGACAAAGUAUGUGAAGAUCCUCUACGACUUCACAGCACGCAACGCCAACGAGCUGUCCGUGCUCAAGGAUGAGGUCCUAGAGGUGCUGGAGGAUGGCCGGCAGUGGUGGAAGCUGCGAAAUCGCAGUGGCCAGGCAGGCUACGUGCCCUGUAACAUCCUGGCUGAGGCUCGGCAGGAAGACGUUGGUGCCCCCUUGGAACAGUCUGGCCAGAAAUACUGGGGUCCUGCUAGCCCCACCCACAAAGUGCCCCCAAUUUUCGCAGGGAACAAAGAAGAGCUAAUUCACCAUAUGGACGAGGUCAACGAUGAGCUCAUGAAAAAGAUCAGCCACAUCAAGGCACAGCCGCAGCGCAACUUCCGCGUGGAGCGCAGCCAGCCAGUGCACCUGCCACUUACCUUCGAGUCAGGUCCCAAAGAGGUCCGAGCCUGGCUGGAAGCCAAGGCCUUCAGUGGCUGGAUCGUGGAGAACCUGGGCAUCUUGACUGGGCCCCAGCUCUUCUCCCUCAACAAAGAGGAAUUGAAGAAAGUAUGUGGGGAAGAGGGCAGCCGCGUGUACAGCCAGCUUACAGUUCAGAAGGCCUUCCUGGAGAAAAAGCAAAGUGGAUCGGAGCUGGAGGAGCUUAUGAACAGGUUCAGGAAGUCAGAGGAAAGCUAAACCGACAUUCGAACUUCACCAGAGACAGAGGGGAGGCUGCACCUGUGUCACCUGCCCCUGUGUCCGCUGGGCCCUAACUGCGGCGUGGGCCUGAGCUCCCAGCUGACCAGCCUGAUGACCUUGCCUUCAGAUUUGUCCACUCCCUUCAUGCCGUUAGCGCCCCAAGAACAACCUGGUCAUGGGGCUCCAGGACAGGAGGCUGUGGGCGCCCUGCUGGGAUGGAAUGUGCUGUAUUCUUUCUUCUUUCAAGAUCUAAGAAUAGACCAGACAGAGGUUCUGUCUUCAGAUGUCCCGUUGCACCUGAAGAGCCUGGGGACAGCAGCCGCCUGUGGCUGGGUCCACCAGCCUUUGUGA